GUCAAAAGUGAAAAGAAGCAGACAGCCAUCAAAAAAUUGUCGAACUGUCGCCCAGCUACAAACAGGUAAUUCUUGCGUGUUCCGUUCGUCAUCGAGCCAAUCUGGCCAAUAAUCGGCAUAAUCGGGAUCGGUGCGGUGUAUCGAUUCGAGCGUAGAUCAACCUUCCGGACGGGGCCGAACGACGACGAAGAUUCGUGGUAGUGUCCACAGAGGAGAUCCAGGAUCACCGACAAUCGACCGCAGCGUGGGGUGACGAACGAAGCAUCAGCAGAGCUCCCGGCUACACCAAGAAGGGCAAAAUGGACGUUUUCAUGAUGAUAAGACGGAAGAAGACCACAAUCUUCACCGAUGCCAAAGAGACCACGCUGGUGGGCGAGCUGAAGCGCAUGAUCGAAGGAAUCGUAAAGGUGCCCCUCGCGGACCAGCGUCUGUACAACAAGGACAACCAACUGAUGGAGGACGACCGGACGCUGCAGGACUGCGGCAUCACGGUGCAAACGGCCAAGGCGCAGUGUCCCGCCCAGCUGGGCCUCGCCGUCCGGGAGAACAACGGGGACUUUGAACAGCUCGAUCUGACGCCGUAUUCGCUGCCGCCGGAUCUACCCGACGUGAUGAAGAACCAGGACGCCGCCAACGGACAGGACCAGCUUGCCUAAUGCGACUUUUUUCUUUCUUUUUUUUCUAUCUGUUGUUUGCUCCCGUUUUUUGACUACAAAAACACACACACACACACUCCCACUUCCUCUCAUGCACCACACCCGAUUGGCUUCCUUUUUUCCGCGGUCGAAAUUUCUACACCUUUAUCCUACUCAACACACACACACACGCUGGGGGUGGUUUUGGUUGGUUAUUUUUACGUAGUGGUAAAGUGAAAUACAACUAAUAAACGCGCGCGAUAAUUACACCAACAGUUACAAUACUCAUCUCACUGAAAGAACAGGUUCGAAAAAAAGUUGAGGGAAAAAAUGCUAAGGUUUUUUUUUUCUUACAUCUGUUUGAAACGAGCGAGCAAUUAGACAAAACUAAUCAAUGAUUUUAAGAGAUGAGUGAAAACGGAAAAAUAGUAAAACACUGUUCUGUUUCUUUUGUGUCACUAAUAUAAAUGCAUCAGAUGGUUUGUGUAAACUUUACAUUUGUAAUUUAGUUAUGAAUUCAACACGAAUAAAUUAUGUUCAAAUGGGGAAAA
Molecule: messenger RNA, 1186 nt
Organism: Culex quinquefasciatus (southern house mosquito)
Lineage: Eukaryota; Metazoa; Arthropoda; Insecta; Diptera; Culicidae
Gene: EloB
Product: elongin-B
Exons: 3
Coding region: 300-656 (118 amino acids)
Biological process (GO): transcription elongation by RNA polymerase II
Cellular component (GO): elongin complex; VCB complex
Molecular function (GO): protein binding
Source: RefSeq, a predicted model, not a curated record